AGAGGUGCUGUGAUUUGGACUGCAAUCAUAGUCGGCUGACCGCCCGCCCGCCCGUGUCAUGCCAGGAUUCCUGAAUGCUCCUCGCUAAAUUCCUGCCAAAAGUAUCAGUGGAUUUCUUGUUUUUAAUCUCCCAUGAUGCCUUAUUCGAUUAUUGUCAAUGCUCGCCAUCCCAUACCGGCUGUUAAACUCUAUAGUUUUAAACGGAGACAUUCACUUGAGCCCAGGCAGCAGCGGAGAAAUAAACCAACGGUAAAAAAAAAAAAAAUCAAGGAGGCUGGAGAACUGUCUUCCUUCAAACGCCAAAGGGGCUCAGCGUUGAGGGGGCACCAAAGUGUUUUUGCAACCGUUUCCUUUCAUUCCUCCUGAAAUGACACAAUGACGGCAAAAGUGAGGAGGCUUAAAAUAUGGGACACGCAAAUGGUAACGGCUGACAUGGGAAGUGUGGUUGCAAUGUCUACCAGCCGUGUGGGUUUGCUGAUCUUUGUCUUGUGCACGGCGCUGUCUUGUAUAGGAGAGGCGCUGGAUAAAAAGUCUUCCAAUCGCGACAAUGAAGUCAGGAUCCAUUCGGAAAACAUCACGCGUAUUCUCGACAGACUUCUUGAUGGAUAUGACAACAGGCUCCGACCAGGGUUUGGAGGUCCUGUCACUGAAGUGAAAACCGACAUAUAUGUGACAAGUUUCGGUCCCGUAUCCGACGUCGAAAUGGAAUAUACGAUGGAUGUCUUCUUUCGACAAACUUGGAUUGACAAGAGGCUAGAAUUUGAGGGGCCCAUUGAAAUCCUUAGGUUGAAUAAUUUAAUGGUCAGCAAAAUUUGGACCCCGGAUACUUUUUUCAGAAAUGGAAAAAAAUCUAUCGCUCACAACAUGACGACCCCCAACAGGCUUUUCCGGAUCAUGCAAAACGGGACAGUACUUUACACCAUGAGACUCACCAUAAAUGCUGCGUGUCCGAUGAGACUCGUGAACUUCCCAAUGGACGGGCAUGCAUGCCCCUUGAAAUUCGGCAGCUAUGCCUACCCAAGAAGUGAAAUCAUUUACACAUGGACGAAGGGGCCCUUGUACUCAGUAGAAGUACCAGAUGAAUCUUCAAGUCUGCUUCAGUAUGACCUUGUAGGCCAAACCGUAUCCAGUGAAACUAUGAAGUCCAACACUGGUGAAUACAUAGUGAUGACAGUAUAUUUUCACUUAAAAAGGAAGAUGGGAUACUUUAUGAUUCAGACUUACAUUCCAUGCAUUAUGACAGUAAUUCUCUCCCAAGUGUCAUUCUGGAUUAAUAAGGAGUCUGUCCCAGCUAGAACAGUUUUCGGUAUCACUACAGUUUUAACCAUGACCACACUAAGUAUCAGUGCACGCCAUUCGUUACCCAAAGUAUCCUACGCUACUGCCAUGGAUUGGUUCAUUGCCGUAUGUUUCGCUUUUGUCUUUUCUGCGCUCAUCGAGUUUGCAGCUGUGAACUACUUCACAAAUCUUCAGACUCAACGAGAUCUCAGAAAAACAGCCAGAUCGGCAGCGUUGUCAGCAGCAUUGGCAGUGUCUGAUUCAGAGAAGAACGUUUCGCCGUCUGACUCUAAUUGCAGCUUAAAGAAGCGAACUCCAACAUCGGCAUCCCAGAAGGAGUCGGCGGCCAAUGCAGGAGCAGAUGCAAACAGCCGUGCCGACAAUGUCUCAUCUAUUCUGUGCACCCUUUCUGGUCUCACUUCAUCGCCACAACCAUCACCCGAUACAGGAACCAGCAAAAUAGACCAAUAUGCCAGAAUCCUUUUUCCAUUGUCAUUUGGUGCGUUCAAUCUGGUGUACUGGAUAGUGUACCUUUCAAAGGAUACGAUGGAAAUGGGAAGUAAUAUAUAACUUUCUGUGCUAUGUAAUAUAUAUGUACACCUGUUAUAUUAGUGUAUACUCAAAAACAAUGGAUAUUAAAGAGUAUAUUAGUUCAGAAGCACAAAGAAGUGUUCGGACGACAAUAUAAGCAACUGGAGACAAAAUAUGUUACUGACUUGAUAAACUAUUCCAAAUGUUCUUUUUUUCUUAUGAUACACAAAAACUUAUACCAAGCGUAAAGACAAGGACCAAAAUGGCAACAACAACUGAAGUUAAUUGCAUUUUUUAAUGUGUAAAGACAGCUUUGUAUGUUUUAUGUAUUCUAUAGUUAUGGAAUAUGAUGUAAGUAUAGUAACUGAUUCAGUCUGUAAACAUAGCAAAUUUCCAUUUGACUUGUACACAGGGACAUUUUGUGAAUUAUACAGUACGUACUGGAACCAUGUAAAAUAUUUGUUUUUUCAGGUUCAGUACUGCGAGAUUUUAGAAAAUACUUUAUUUGUCUGUUCACUGUGAUUUGAGUAAACGACUACCAUUUA
Messenger RNA from Amblyraja radiata (thorny skate), 2354 nucleotides. It is a transcript of the gene gabra6b, whose product is annotated as gamma-aminobutyric acid type A receptor subunit alpha6b. The transcript has 9 exons. Gene Ontology annotation, cellular component: membrane. NCBI's taxonomy places the organism in Eukaryota, Metazoa, Chordata, Chondrichthyes, Rajiformes, Rajidae. Gene Ontology annotation, molecular function: extracellular ligand-gated monoatomic ion channel activity; GABA-A receptor activity. Bases 376 to 1848 code for a protein of 490 amino acids. Gene Ontology annotation, biological process: monoatomic ion transmembrane transport. The record is from RefSeq and is a predicted model, not a curated record.